AUGAAAUUUCAGCAGAUUUUUUCAACGUUUGUCAAGCAUCGUCUAUUAAUCAAGUUUCUUUUCCUUCUUACAAGUCAUUUUCGAAUCAAUAUCGUUUAUCAAUUUAGACCCAAGUUCAAGAUGAAAUCUUUGUUUAUUUUUAUUUCCAUUUAUGGAAUUUGGACGGCAGUGAAGGGUGCCUCGGUAAUAGCACCUCAAUCACAAUCACAAUCACAGUCAUUGCCGUCGAACUCAACGAUUGCCGGAAUGGAGGAUGAGUGUCUUGAAAAAAUUGAAAACGACGAGGACACACUUGAAGACGUAUUCAAAUUGAAAUUCACGUUCGACCGCAUUUUUAACAAAAUUUCUCAGAAUGUAAAGCAUCGAAAUUCUCUGGAGUCAAUUGAUAAAGCAAUCGAUGAAAUUUGCUAUCCGGCCAUUGCUGACGACCAUUUAUACACAUUGAUAAUGAAAGUCGUGAAACUCUGCUUGGAUGAAGAAGCAUCCUUCACUCACGAAGAAAAGGAACAGAUUAAAGUUAAAUUGGAACGAAUAUUUUGCAGUGUCUAUAUGAAAAUUGCUGCAAUAACGUCAUUCUCGACGGAAUGCAUGAGUGACGUUAAAUUUAUAAACGAGAUGGAAAAAUGUGGUAAAGAUCAGGCAGUCAACACAAAUGCUCCAGCUCGAGAUUGGUUUUUCGGCAGUCCUGAAAUCUGCAUGGCUCAAACUAAAGCAAUUUAUUGUGUCAGUCAAAUAAUAAAGAGAGAGUGUCCUUCUGAUAUCGCUGAAAAGAUGGAUUCCACAAUGAUGGAAGCUCAAAAUAUUUUAGGCUGUGACUCAGAUCCAAACUCAAUUUUUGUUAUAAAUCUCUUGUAAAUUUCAAUCAUGAAUGUAAAUAAUAAUCGCCUAUGAACAAUUUAAGUAAAAUAAUAAUAAAAAUAAUAAUUUUCUA
This is a messenger RNA of Leptopilina heterotoma, 931 nucleotides long. RefSeq lists its product as uncharacterized. The transcript is spliced from 4 exons. The coding region runs from base 1 to 855 and encodes 284 amino acids. The record is from RefSeq and is a predicted model, not a curated record. NCBI's taxonomy places the organism in Eukaryota, Metazoa, Arthropoda, Insecta, Hymenoptera, Figitidae.